AUGUCCUCCCUGGCGACUACACGAAGACGCGGCCAGCCGAAAGGCAUCUCACCGCUCUCCUUGGAGAAGAUGGAUACCACCCGAGGCCACGAUGACGAGAAGAUCAUCACCGACGACUCCAAUGGAACCGCCAUGAACGGAUGUGCAUCGACCGAGAAACCCAUGCAAGCCGCUGGUCGCAUUAUCGCGGGCCUCUCUUCUCAAUGGAUCGCCGUUGGUGUCAUGCUGGGCCUGAUCUUUGGCGGAUGUUGCUCAAAUGUUGGUCGACUUGGUCCCUUCUCACUAUCCAAGCGGCAGAUGUGCUGA
Molecule: messenger RNA, 306 nt
Organism: Colletotrichum graminicola M1.001
Lineage: Eukaryota; Fungi; Ascomycota; Sordariomycetes; Glomerellales; Glomerellaceae
Product: UDP-N-acetylglucosamine transporter YEA4
Exons: 1
Coding region: 1-306 (101 amino acids)
Source: RefSeq, a predicted model, not a curated record